Notothenia coriiceps (black rockcod) is the source of this 1638-nucleotide messenger RNA. RefSeq names its product calcium/calmodulin-dependent protein kinase type II subunit beta-like. Gene Ontology annotation, molecular function: calcium/calmodulin-dependent protein kinase activity; ATP binding; calmodulin binding. NCBI's taxonomy places the organism in Eukaryota, Metazoa, Chordata, Actinopteri, Perciformes, Nototheniidae. The transcript has 20 exons. The coding region runs from base 1 to 1482 and encodes 493 amino acids. The record is from RefSeq and is a predicted model, not a curated record. Gene Ontology annotation, biological process: protein phosphorylation.
AUGUCAUUAUUUGUCUUUGACCUGGUCACUGGAGGAGAGCUGUUUGAGGACAUUGUUGCCAGAGAGUAUUACAGCGAGGCAGAUGCCAGCCACUGCAUCAAUCAGAUCCUGGAGAGCGUCAGCCACAUCCACCAGCAUGACAUUGUGCACAGGGACCUCAAGCCAGAGAACCUGCUCCUGGCCAGUAAGAUGAAGGGAGCGGCGGUGAAGCUGGCAGACUUCGGUCUUGCCAUCGAGGUUCAGGCGGAGCAACAGGCAUGGUUUGGCUUUGCAGGAACUCCGGGGUAUUUGUCCCCAGAGGUGUUGAGAAAGGACCCGUACGGCAAGCCAGUGGACAUCUGGGCCUGUGGUGUGAUCCUGUACAUCUUGUUGGUGGGAUAUCCUCCCUUCUGGGACGAGGACCAACACAAACUGUACCAACAAAUCAAGGCCGGAGCGUAUGACUUUCCCUCUCCAGAGUGGGACACAGUGACCCCAGAGGCCAAGAACCUGAUCAAUCAGAUGUUGACCAUUAACCCCGCCAAGAGGAUCACCGCCGACCAGGCCAUCAAUCACCCCUGGGUCUGCCAACGCUCCACCGUGGCCUCCAUGAUUCACCGUCAAGAGACUGUGGAGUGUCUGCGCAAGUUCAACGCCAGGAGGAAACUGAAAGGAGCGAUCCUCACAACAAUGCUGGUGUCCAGGAACUUUUCAGUGGGACGGCAGCAUACCAGCCCUGCCGCUACUACCAGCACGGCCGCAAUGGCACAGGAAGCGUGCAAAUCCUUACUAAACAAAAAGACGGACGGUGUGAAGUCGCAGGGGACCAACAGUAAAAACAGUGUAGUAAGCAGCAGCAGCACCAAAGACAGCAGCAUGUCAUCUACAGCACCAAUGGAAGCCCAGACAACUGUUGUACACAACCCAGCUGACGGCACCAAGGGCUCCACAGAGAGCUGCAACAACACAGAAGAGGAGGAGAUGAAAGGUAGGAAAGUGUCUGCCUGCGAGUCCUCUACUUCAAGCAGUGUGACGUUAAGCCAGUGCAGCACUCUUGAGGACCGGAGCCUGUUACUGCAGUACCCCGCAGCACCCAGCUCUCGUAAACAGGAGAUAAUAAAGAUGACGGAGCAGCUGAUUGAAGCCAUCAACAAUGGAGAUUUUGAGGCUUACACGAGAAUCUGUGACCCUGGACUGACUUCCUUUGAACCGGAGGCUCUUGGAAACCUGGUGGAGGGCAUGGACUUUCACAAGUUCUACUUUGAGAAUCUGCUGAGUAAAAACAGCAAGCCCGUGCACACCACCAUCCUGAACCCCCACGUGCACCUGAUCGGGGAGGAGGCCGCCUGCAUCGCCUACAUCCGCCUCACGCAGUUCAUGGACGCUCAGGGCCGGCCGCGCUCCUGCCAGUCGGAGGAGACGCGGGUCUGGCACCGCCGCGACGCCAAGUGGCUCAACGUGCACUUCCACUGCUCCGGAGCGCCAGCUGCCCCGCUGCAGUGAGCCCACACCAGGCCCAGCUUUGCCUGAAACUCUAAAGCUGUUUGGAGCGUUUUAUUCUCCACGGUCGGAUUUGUGCCUGGAUCCUGGCGGGGAAGAGAGGCAGCUUGGAGAGGUGUAAAAUCACAAAAGUGGGGAAAAAGGGUGAUAUAUUAAAAA